AGUGUUGGUCAGUCUGGCAGGGUGUUGGUCAGGGGCUGGUCGUUAGUUUACCCUGAUGAACACACUGAUGGACGCCUGUGUCCUGCUCUCUGUGUGCCUCUCGAACCCUCAGCUGGUGGGGGGAAUGCUGCAGGCUGUGAGGCGACUGUCCACCUCCGUGUCCAGCAUGAAGCACGCAGUGCCCUGCAGAGAGGUGCAGUUUCCUGUCCCCUGGGGCCACAUCGCGGCCAAGGACUGGGGUCCUCGCGACGGGCGUCCAGUGCUGUGCCUGCAUGGGUGGUCAGACAACGCUGGGUCCUUCGACAGGCUGAUACCCCUGCUGCCCGCAGACUGCCGCUGUGUGGCGAUCGAUUUCCCGGGUCAUGGCCUCUCCACGCACCGGCCCGCUGGAGUCCUGUACACCUUCCCGGCUUACGUGGCUGACAUGCGGCGCGUCAUUGAGGGUCAGGCUCUCCCAGCACUGCUCUCGCAGUGAUCUGCUGCCUCAGUGAUCUGCUCUCACGGUGAUCUGGUGCCUCAGUGAUCUGCUGUAGCAGUGAUCUGCUGCCUCAGUGUCUCCUGUCGCAGUGAUCUGCUGCCUCAGUGAUCUGCUGCCUCAGUGAUCUGGUGCCUCAGUGUCUGCUAUAGCAGUGAUCUGGUGCCUCAGUGUCUGCUGUAGCAGUGAUCUGCUGUCACAGUGAUCUGCUGCCUCAGUGAUCUGGUGCCUCAGUGUCUGCUGUAGCAGUGAUCUGGUGCCUCAGUGUCUCCUGUCACAAUGAUCUGCUGCCUCGGUGUCUGCUGUAGCAGUGAUCU
Lepisosteus oculatus (spotted gar) is the source of this 792-nucleotide messenger RNA. Lineage: Eukaryota; Metazoa; Chordata; Actinopteri; Semionotiformes; Lepisosteidae. The record is from RefSeq and is a predicted model, not a curated record.